This is a messenger RNA of Coregonus clupeaformis (lake whitefish), 6332 nucleotides long. It is a transcript of the gene srgap2, whose product is annotated as SLIT-ROBO Rho GTPase activating protein 2. NCBI's taxonomy places the organism in Eukaryota, Metazoa, Chordata, Actinopteri, Salmoniformes, Salmonidae. Gene Ontology annotation, biological process: negative regulation of cell migration; signal transduction. Gene Ontology annotation, molecular function: protein binding. The transcript is spliced from 21 exons. The record is from RefSeq and is a predicted model, not a curated record. The coding region runs from base 194 to 3085 and encodes 963 amino acids. Gene Ontology annotation, cellular component: cytoplasm.
GCAGAGUGUGCUGUCUCCAGUCAACUGUUGGAACCUGUUGUUGACUCAGGUGAAGAGGGAGAGCAGAGACCACACUACGCUAUCUGACCUUUACCUCAACAACAUCAUACCGCGCUUCGCCCAGGUCAGCGAGGACUCCGGAAGACUCUUCAAAAAGAGUAAGGAGGUUGGUGUCCAGCUUCAGGAGGAUCUGAUGAAGGUUCUGAACGAGCUUUACACGGUGAUGAAGACGUACCACAUGUACAACACAGACAGUAUAAACUCUGAGAACAAACUGAAGGAUGCAGAGAAACAGGAGGAGAAGCAGAUGGGGCGCUCUGGUCGCCAGGACGAAAGACAGACUCCCAGGUCACCUGACACACUGGCCAGCAUCAAGACGGAGGAGAAACAUGUCCGACGCUCCUCAGUCAAGAAGAUAGAGAAGAUGAAGGAGAAGAGGCGGGCUAAGUACACAGAGAACAAGCUGAAAGCGAUCAAGGCGAGGAAUGAAUACCUACUGGCUCUGGAGGCUACCAACAGCUGUGUCUUCAAAUACUACAUCCACGACUUGUCUGACAUCAUCGACUGCUGUGACCUGGGCUAUCAUGCCAGUCUCCACCGUGCGUUGCGGACCUACUUGUCAGCCGAGAUGAACGUGGAGGCAUCUAAACACAGCGGUCUGGAGGGCCUGGAGGGGGCAGCAGAGAGCCUGGAGCCCAACGGUGACAAGCAGAGGCUGAUGGAGACCUACAACAACGUCUUCUGUCCCCCCAUGCGCUUCGACUUCCAGUCACACAUGGGAGACACGAUGGGGGUAGUAUGUGCCCAGCAGCCUUUAGAAGGGGAGUUACUCCAGAGGUGUCAGCAGCUGCAGUCCCGUCUCUCCACCCUCAAGAUCGAGAACGAGGAGGUGAAGAAGACUAUGGAGGCCACUCUGUCGACCAUCCAGGACAUGGUCACCGUGGAGGACUAUGAGGUCAGCGAGUGUUUCCACCACAGCAACUCCAUGGAGUCGGUCAAGUCCACCAUGAGCCAAUCAUUCCUCAGCAAACCCAGCCUGGCCAAGAGACGGGCCAAUCAACAGGAGACGGAGCAGUUCUACUUCACGAAACUGAAGGAGUUUCUGGAGGGCCGGAACCUGAUCACCAAACUGGAGGCCAAACAUGACUUGAUACAGAAGACCCUGGGAGAGAGUCAGAAGACUGACUGUUGCCUUGCCAGUGACAGGAGGAACUCUGCCCUACGGAAUCAGGAGGCUGGCCAUGUCAUCCCUCUGAUGGUGGAGAGCUGUAUCCGCUUCAUCAGUCGCCAUGGUCUGCACCAUGAGGGCAUCUUCAGAGUGUCUGGCUCUCAGGUGGAGGUCAAUGACAUCAAGAACGCCUUUGAGAGAGGUGAGGACCCAUUGGCAGGGGAUCAGAAUGAUCAUGACAUGGACUCCAUCGCCGGCGUUCUAAAGCUCUACUUCAGAGGCCUGGACCACGCGCUCUUCCCCAAGGAAGUCUUCCAUGACAUCAUAUCCUGUGUCUCUAUGGAGAACCUGCAGGAGAGGGCUGUCCACAUCAAGAAGGUUCUGCUGACUCUGCCCAGCAACACUCUCAUCGUCAUGAGAUACCUGUUUGCCUUCCUCAACUACCUGUCCCAGUACAGUGAGGACAAUAUGAUGGAUCCCUAUAACCUGGCCAUCUGUUUUGGUCCCACCCUGAUGUCAGUCCCAGAGAGCUGUGACCAGGUGUCCUGCCAGGCCCACGUUAACGAGCUCAUCAAGACCAUCAUCAUCCACCAUGACGGGGUCUUCCCCGGACCAGGGGACCUGCAGGGGCCCGUCUACACCUGCCCAGGGGCCACCGACGAGUACUGUGAGCCCCCCCUGGUGGAUGAACCUGCUCCUGACACAAUCUCUGUCAUCCACAACAGCGAAGAUGGCUCGUUGGUCGUUUCAGAAUCUGACCCAAUAGAGGCCAUCGCUCGCUUCGACUACUCUGGACGGACCAACCGGGAGCUGUCAUUUAAUAAGGGCGCGUCUCUCCACCUUUUCCAGCGAGCCAGUGAUGACUGGUGGGAGGGCCGACACAACGGAGUGGACGGACUGGUGCCUCACCAGUACAUAGUGGUUCAGGACAUGCCGGAUGGCGGCAGAGGCAGUACUAAGACUGAGGCGGAGUUGCAGGAGGAGAGAGUGUCCACUAGGGGCACUGCUGCCUCUCCCACUGGAGCUCAUGUAGCUGACAUCUACCUGGCCAACCUCAACAAAAUGAGGAAGAGGCCAGAGUCGGGGAGUAUCCGUAGAACAUUCCGGGUGUCUGAGGGAGGCCAGGGGGGUGACGUGUCCCAAUCGGGGGCGACCGGCGGGGGUGUGAGGAUGGCCAGUCUGCCGGUGGGAGGGGCUCUGGUGAAGGAGGGCGGGGACAAACGACCGGUCAGCGCCCACAGUGUCCUCAACUCCUCCAUCACACGCCACUCCUCUCUCAAGACCAAGGUGGAAAGCCCUCAGUUCCGCAAAGCGACCACCGCGGGGCGCUCUAAGAGCUUCAGCAACCACAGACCGCUGGACCCUGAGGUCAUCACUCAGCUGGAGCCUACCUCACAGGAUAUCGAGGCAGCUAUGAGCUCUGCUCUGAGUGAGCUGAGAGAGCUGGAGAGGCAGGGCAGUGCCAAGCACACACACACCCCUGACGUGGUGCUGGACACACUGGAGCAGCUGAAGGGUGUGUGUGGUGGGGGAGGCGGGGGUACAUCAGAGCCCUCCAGUCCCCUCCACUCCCGUCUGCUGAGGGACAGCGAGGGAGCAGGAUCUCCACACUCACACCCCCUUCAACGAAGCGCUUCGUCCGCUAGCGACGUCCCCUCCUCCUUCCGCCCUUCCUAUCCCAGGAGCUCCCUGCCCUCCUCCACAUCCUCCUCUCUCACCUUCUCAGCCCUCUCUUUCUCCACUCCCUCCUUCCGAGAGCCUCGCCCUCCAGCCACGCGGCCCAAGCCGGUGGUCUUCCCCAAGGGAGGAGGAAGCAGCAGUCCGGCUAUGGGGUCCCCAACCUCCACUGUCCCCCCAGCCCCUCCUCCCCCUCCCCCACCCCCACCCCAGCCCAACGACAAGUCCUGCCCCGCCUGAGGGGGUAGGAUCUCACACAUACAAACCACUUCCCCUAUCUUCCCUCACCCAAUGACAAGUGGGAUAGCUCUCAUCUAGGAUCAGCUUACCCUCCCAAACUCUAAGCAUUAUGGGGGUUAGACUGUAUAAAGCAUCCAUGACUCAAACAAGGGAUCAAAACGGACAUAAAGCAUGACAAUAAAGAGAUAUGGAAUCUGUGCUGUAUAUACUGGUGUGAAGUGUGUGUGUGCGGGCAGGCCUGUGUGAGGUGUGUGUGUGCGGGCGUGCCUGUGUGAGGUGUGUGUGUGUGCGGGCGUGCCUGUGUGAGGUGUGUGUGAGCGUGCCUGUGUGAGGUGUGUGUCGCAUACCUUAUACUUGAGAGCACUGUUUGAUUUUGAAUAGAUGGAACAUUUAAGGACAUUUCCCAGGUAGUCUCUCCUUUUUAUCCCCAAUGAACCCUGAGAAGACUGGCGUGGACAGGAGGACUGGUUCACCUGGAUGGCUGUGUGUGUGUGUGUGUGACUCCUGGAUCCAGACUCUCUGAGAACUCACAGACAGACUGUGGAACACAGAACACUGUAUAACUCAGAAGAAACUCAGUAUCUCCGAGCUCAGUAUCAACUUUGACUGGCUACAUUCACUCGCUGCUUCAAGGCUGGAUCUGCCAACCUGGACAGAAAGAGAGAGAGAUGGACUGAUAGAUGGAUGGAUGGAGUGGGCAGUGGAAUGCCUGUUUGAGAGGGCAGUGGAAUGCCUGUUUCUAUGUGAAGAGAAGAGGGCUAGGCUACAACUCUGAUCCUCCUGUGUCUAGGCAAGCUGAGUGUUGUGGUGAUUCAUUCUAACAACAACGCUCACCAGUAAAGCUACUACAUGCUAGGCUCUUUUCUACUGUAUUCUACUAGACUCUACUAUACUCUUCAUCAGGGCUAUUCAAUUAGCGGCCCUCAGGGGCCAAAGGAAUGCUGGAUUACUUUUCUAAGUGGAAGUUGUAAUGUAAUUGAUUGGCCAGAAAGUCCAAUCACCUGUGUCCCAGGUGUGAAGAAAAUAAUGUAAUGCAGUAGUGAUGGGGCCCUCCAGGACAAUAGUUAAAAGCCCUUCUCUACAUUCUGUAUUUACCGACAUAAUGCAACACUUGUCUAGCUUUCCAACAGCACCUCCUGCUGGUAUUUUAAGUGCAUGACAUGGCCAUUGUCAAUAACCAACCUUUCUUUAGCAAUAAGAGUCUGACUCAGACUCAUCAGUUUAGCAGCAUGCCAGGCCUGCUGCUUCUCUCUCCCUUAGAUUCCCAGCAUCAAUAUACACUCUAUUACAGAAGUGGAAUAGACACACACAUGCACAUGUGUGUGACAUGUGUGUGUGUGCUGUGGUAGCUAAAUGUCUUUCAGUUCUCCUCGCAUGCAGGAGCCACAGCAGUCGCAGUGCUGACUGACUGACUGACUGACUGACUGACUGCGUCUAUUUUCAAUACUAUCAAAUGCCCCUCUUAGACCAGCUUCACACAAAUUAUUAUUCCAAACAUAAAUCAGCAAAAAGGGUAUUUUUAGGUGUAUAGUUUAUUAACCAUGGUGAUAACUGGAAAUGUGCAGAUGAGGAAUCUCAGUGAGGUGGAAGAGUUUGUAGCAGACACAAACAGACACAAACCAGCAGACACAAACCUUGUCAAGCGCAUUCAAAAAAAUUACUUUAUCCUUGUUUACUUCCACUUGUUAGUUUAUUAUGUGUGUGUGUGUGUGUGUGCGUGUGCAUGCGUGCGUGUGCGUGCACGCGUCGGUGACUCUUCACAGCUCUCAGAAGUCAGCAUUAACCACUCAUCAUAAAGGGAACCAACUAAUGUAAUGCCUGCUCUCUGGAGACAGGGGACCAACAGGAUGGGACAUACAGACAGCAGAACCACUUCCUGUGUCUCCAGAGCCACUCUGCUACCAGUAUCACUGUUCACUAGGCUUAAUGUUUGUGUGACUGACUAGUUCUCAGUCCCAGCCGCUAAAGACAGAGGACAACAGGAAAAGUGUCACACUGUCUCCUCUGUCGCUCCUCUACCAAUAGCAUUGUUGUGUGUCAUGGUGGACCCGCAUCCAAUAAUUGAUUGGAUUCAUCUUUAACAGAACUUCUUCUGUGACUCCCUGACUGUCUAUUACACAACUCUGACUGUCGCAUCAUGUGGUCAAUGUCAAACCGGUCCUGUCCUGUCUGUCACUGGUAGAAUUUCCAUUUUCUGUAGUCUGAACUGUGAUUUGUCAAGGGGAGGAGACAGAAUGUUUUGAUUGCUCAAGGUUAGUGGGAGGCGGCGGGAUGCUUUAGUUAUUGACAGCUUUAACACUGUCUGAGACCAGGAUAUUUAAUGUCAGGGCUUAGAGAACCCUGAUGUUAGAAAAGCCAUUAGUUAACCAGGCAGACAUUUCUGUCUUUCCGCCUCUCCCUAUCACCUUCCUCUCUCUGUACCUUUCUCCUCCUAGCAUUCUGCCUCUGUUCCCACAGACACACACCUUUUCCUUACAAAUAUCCCUCUGUCUGUUUCCUCCCUUAUUCAUUCCUCCCUGCCCUGCAGGUAUAUAAUUGUAUUAUUGCAUUCCCAAAUGAUCUGUAACAGGGGAUUUAAUUCUAAUUGUAAUGUUUUAUCUCUAUGUGUGUAUUUCAAGAUGUAUUUUACAUUGUGUUGCUCCUCUUACCUCAUCUUGGCAACUGGAGGGAUUGUGUGUUUGUGUGUGUGUGUGUGUGUGUGUGUGUGUGGUGGGGUGGGGUGAAUAGGCAUUAACACACACGUCAUACGAACAUACACUCAUGGGUGAUGCUUUGUGGUUGGUGUCUUUGUGUUAUCCUGGCUUUGUUGUAUAGGAGCUAGGAACCUCAGUCUCCACACCAUAUUAUCAGUUGAGCUCAAAUCAAUCAUCAUGCACUUGAAAUUACAUGGUGUGCUCGUGGACUGAUUGAGUGAGGAUGAUUUUAUUAUGAUUAACUAUUGUUAGAUAUGCAUUUCUUGUCCAUUUGAAAACACAAGAUCUAAAAAAUGACUGUAAUGUCAAAUAUAUUUAUAGUUGUCUCUGUAUUACUGGAGAAUCCUGUGUUAAGAUGUACUUUGUAUAUACAAUGUUGUACAUUACAGAGGUACACUCUUUUUUUGGUACAAUAUUGUACAGUAAUAGCAAUAGUAGUUUAAUCAAAUAGGCCUAACAUAAUUCUAUGUGUAGUUCUUGUAGUAUACUUUUUUAAAUAAACAUUGCUUGCUAUAAAGGUCUCUGCGUUGUUGUGGAGAUUAUGAUGACAGUGA